This is a messenger RNA of Aspergillus uvarum CBS 121591, 1817 nucleotides long. Its product is annotated as alpha/beta fold hydrolase. The transcript has 3 exons. The record is from RefSeq and is a predicted model, not a curated record. NCBI's taxonomy places the organism in Eukaryota, Fungi, Ascomycota, Eurotiomycetes, Eurotiales, Aspergillaceae. Bases 188 to 1624 code for a protein of 478 amino acids. Gene Ontology annotation, molecular function: hydrolase activity.
UUACUUACCUCGGAGCUUUUUCUCCCUCAAUCACCCUUAUCUACUUUUCCCCAUCGGACGGUGACUUCUUCUCUCCUUUCCCUCGAGCUUCUUCUUCUAUUGUUCGAAAGUCGCUGUACAACAAUUGUCCCAGCCCGCCCUCUGAAGCCCGCCUGGGCAGACCAAAGUCAUACUUCAGUCAAUCAUCAUGGCCUCGAUACUCGGAUUCGUGGGAUCGGGUGUGAUCUUCCUUUACGGACUUUUCAGUCUCGGACUCUAUGGAAUUCGCGCUGUAAGCAAAGGGUAUUUCUUCAAGAAAACCACGGAGAAGGAGACACUCGAACUGCAAAUCGCUCGCAAUCGACUCUGGGACCUUUCACAGAGCUUCGCAGGCCUUCGUCACCAUAUCCAUACUCUGCCGAGCGGGUUCAAAUUCCACUACGUCUGUAAUGACGGCCCCGGACAGCAGACCGCCACCGACCCACAAAAGCCGCUGGUUGUGUUCAUCCAUGGAUUUCCCGAUAGCUGGGCCAUCUGGCGCCAUCUUCUCGCCUCACCCGCUCUUCAGCAUGCGGCCACUCUGGUUGCGGUCGACUUGCCCGGCUAUGGUGGCAGCGAUCGGCUUGAUCGAUACUCAGCAACGAAAGUGCUCGAGAAUCUGACGGAGUUCUUGAUUGCGAUUCGGGCCAAGUACGGAGCUGACACGGCGACCGCGGCGCGGCAGCGUAAGGUUAUUAUUGUCGGACAUGACUGGGGCUGUGUGCUUUCGACUCGACUGGCAUCUGAAGCUCCUCAACUGGCGGAUCGCUUUAUUCUGACUAAUGGACCAAUUCCUGGUCUCGCCCGGGCGAACAUCGCCCGCCGACUCUCUUCCUCCCUUAAGAUGCUCAAAACAGCACUGCGUGAUCCGAUACACUCCCGCGCGACGCUUUGGAAAGUGGCCCAAACUCUGCAGCCCGUUGGUCGACAGUUGCUCCGCUCCGGAUACAUCUUUGCUAUGAAACUACCUUUGUCCCUGGUUCGGUAUCUGGGCCGAGGCGGAAACUACUCAUUCCUGAAGCUUAUACACCGCGCAUCGUAUGGUCAACAGGAGUUUUCACCUCGGGAUGCCGCAGAGUGCAUGGCUAGUACUGUAGGACCGUCCGUGGCUGAAUGCCAAACCCAAACUGCGGAGGGCGACACGUAUCCUGCGUUCAUGAAAGAAGACCGCGGGCAAUUGACCUUCCAGCAUAUGACCGCCUACUACCGGGACAACACAGCGUUCGCGCGCUGGAACAAGUCAAUUGAGACGAUUGCGCACCUUCACGGCAUUGAAGACGCGAAUGCGGCCCACCGCACCAGCAGCGGUGCUGGUCUGUUUGCCGAUGGACCCAAGGGGUCCCUGAAAGCUAGUGCAACCGUUAUUUGGGGGAAGGCCGACAUGGCCUUGGAGCCUGCCGUGUGCCUGGAUGGCAUUGCAGACUACCUCGUGCGAGACAGCCAAGUUAUCGUGGUGCCGGGUCUGGGCCACUUCACCCCAUUGGAGCGUCAAGGCCAGCUUGCCUUGGAGAAGGCGAUCGAAUGGACCGUGAAGGGUGAGAAGGAGGAUAUUGGAGCUGUUUUGCAGAAAUGUUCCCCCAAGGCCGUGGUGACUGCUCGCAAAUAGACAUGGAUAAUUCGACAACAUACUGAAGCGGGUCCAUGAUUGAUUUUUGAAUCUUUGGUUUGCUUGGCUUAUCUGUCGCUAGGGAUUGACUGAAAUAAGCUGAAAUUAGUCUAGGCUCCGGUCUAUACGACUACAAUCUACCUAUAAUCAGACUAGUGUAGUCUGAACCUUCUCCCGCAUGGUUACUUCGCAU